CUUUAAUUAUAGUUUAGCCUGCCAACAGCGCUAAACAAAACAAUAGCGGUGGAACCACAAAACAAAUUCAGAUGGCGGUUAUGUUUCGUCAAAAUUCGAAUCAUUUGGCGCUGAAACCCUAGUUUCCAUUUCAAUCUUCCCGCUUUCCGCUAGUCUUUUUCCCAAAUAAGAUCCACUUGUCUAUCUAUUCUUCACAUAUCCAUCCAGUAUCCCCUGAUAAUACAUGGAAAGCGAUGAUGAUUAUCAGUUCGUUUACUUGCCGGAGGUUCCCCGUCCGAGGUUCAAACGUUUAAAGAAAGCUGUAGCAACGUCCAAAAAUCAACGUGGUCUCGUGUUUGACUUUGAUUUUGCCAAAUUGGAAGCUUUAGAAGAAGAUGAGAAAAGACGUGGGUCUGUUUUUGAGGAAAAGGGCGGUGAAGCCCAAGAAGAUUCAACUGAACUUGUGUCACCACACAACAGCGAAGUUGAGAUCAGAUUAGAGCCUGUUUAUGGAGAUAGUAGAAAAAAGUUCUUUGAUGACGAGGGUGUUCUCGUUUCUGAUCAGCAGUGGAAAGAGGUUAAAACAUCUCUCGAAUUUGGUCAUCAGUUUCGUGGCGAAGAACAUCAACAAAUUGGUGAAGAUUUGGUAUCUAAGGAGAUUCAUGAAGAGAUUGGAGAAACUGACAAAGAGAUUGGGGAUAUGAAUAUGGAGAAAUUCGGAAUACAACAAGAUGUUGAAGGAGAUGGCAAAAAGACAAAAAAGAAGAUGAGAUCUAAAGGUGGCCUUGGUAGACAAGUGAAGCCUAAAGAACUGGCUUCGAAUAGAAGAAUAGCAGCAAAGGAAAGCAAAACAUUUCUUCAGCAGCUUCAGGUUGAUACUCAACGAUUAUUGCGAGAAAGCAAGGAUGCAACCUUUAAGCCUAUACCAGUUGUACAUAAGCCAAUAUCCUCGGUUCUGGAAAAGAUUCGGAAAAGGAAGCUUGAAAUCUCAAAAAACAGGACCACAAUGCUAACUGGAAACAGUUCCAUUCACAAGUUUACUGCUUCUAGAGAGGUUAUGAUGGAAGUAGAUGCGAAGGGUGCAUAUUCUGAAGAACAAAGAGUUGACAAACUGGAAACAGAGUUGGAAGGGAAAGUGAAUGCUCAUGGCAUAGAAGCGAGGAUUACAGAUACUUCCAAUAUUGAUGGAAUUUCAGUACUUCCAAUUAAGAGAAGCAGUGAAAUUGUUCCUGAUGAAAUGGCUUUGGAUGAAAAGCACAAUGCUGUAUUUAGAGCUCCUGUUGAUGACACCCAGGAUUUAUUUGAUGAUUUUGAACUAACAGGCAGUAAGGAUGAGAUACUUGAUGACCUGGCUUCUAGUCAUUUGGAAGAAGUAAUGGCACCGUCUCUCCUUGCUUUGAACUUGAAGUUUGAUUCCGCCCCUCCAGAUGAAAGUUCCUCAGAUGACGAGGAUAAUGACAAGGAGAACAUAAGUUCACAUAUAAAAGGUGGCGGUGGCUGCAAUUCUCCAAAGGGAGACCCUGUUAAAGCAUUUGUUGAUGAUGAAGCAGAGGUAGAAGAAGACAGUGGUGAUGACCUAUUCCAUUUUUGUGAUAAUGAAGACGAUAAUGAUAUUGAUGAUUCUGCUGAACUCCAUGAUAUUAUUGCCACUGAUUACAAAGAGAAGCCAAUUGAUAAUGAAAAGCGGAAUGAACUUCAUCAAAAGUGGCUUGAGCAACAGGAUGCAGCUGGAACUGAAAAUUUGCUGCAACGAUUAAAAUGGGUUGUAGAACAAAAAGAGAUGUUGGUUGAUGAUGAACUAGAAAGAGAAGAGUGUGAAGAAGAGGUCAAUGACGUCACUCACAUGGAUGCAGUACCUAAGAGUUCUACGUGGUUGAAUUCAAAAAACACAAAGCAAAUAAUAAUGCAGAUGUUUGUAGAUAAAGAUGAUGUUUUCUUAUCUGAUGAAGAUGAGGAUACUGGAAAGAGGCUUGUCAAGCAGCGUAUGCUUUAUAAUUCUGAGCUUACAAAUGUGGCGCCACCUAUUGAGGAUGAAAUUUCCAGUGAGAUAUUUGGACUUAUAAAGAAGCUUAAUACUGUGCCGGAUAAUAAGAGAAAAUCAAAAGCAUCCUCAUUCUUUGAUACAGUUCUAGGGGAUCAAAAGAAGAAAAGUUCUUUGAAGUCCUCUUUUCUUGGACGAGUUACAAAUCAUCUCCCAUCAUCCCAUAAACAAAGUUCAACAAUAGUUCGUUCUUUCAUCUUUGGACGGGAUGACAGCAAUAGCCGAAGCUCAAUGUCAAUGUCAGAGGAUUCUUCAGAUAUGACCGUGAAAGAAAACCUUCCAAACAGGAAUAGUUCAACUAUGUUUGGAAGCUUCCAAGCCAAAACCGGCAGUCAAGGUGAAAAUUCUGCUGCAGGAACAUCAGCUGCUGCUCCGUUAUUUGAGAUAUUAAAGCGAUCUUCAGCACCAUCUAAUCUCUGUUCUCAAGAUGUUUUGCUUGACCUUCCUAAGCCUCUCCUUACUGAUCUUAGAGAUUUAAAGAGAUCCAAGGCACAGGGAAAAAUAUAGUUCACUAUAUAGUGGUUUUUGUGUGUGUUUUUCCUUUUUAUCUUCUCUCUUUCUCCAGAAAGAAUUGAAACUCGUAUGUGAUCUGAAAACAGUGGUGAGGCAAUGCAGGUACAAGACGUUUCUUUUUUGGUGAAUAAUACCUAUUCCAGAUGUUCCUUUCUUUUCUUUA
Molecule: messenger RNA, 2696 nt
Organism: Capsicum annuum
Lineage: Eukaryota; Viridiplantae; Streptophyta; Magnoliopsida; Solanales; Solanaceae
Exons: 11
Coding region: 224-2527 (767 amino acids)
Source: RefSeq, a predicted model, not a curated record